AAGCCAGAGGAAACAAGAAUUACGGUCAGUGUGAGCUUGUUCCGCUUUUCAUCAACUCUCGGAUGCGCACAGCUCUAACUUCCUCGUACCAGACCAGCACGCCGAGCUGUGUCGCCCCAUCUGUAACCUAACCCGGAGAGGAAAGCGACUGGACAGGGAUGGACCUUACAUAAAAUGAAAUGAGGAAUAAUUUUUACACGGCCAUCCGAAUCUAAAAGACCAUAUACAACCGCACGAGAUUUAGUCCAAGUGGUCGACGCGUGAAGGCACCAUGGGCUGCGUGGGCUCGAAAAAGGAGCAGGAGCCUCUCAGCAAAGGGACAGUGAACAAUGAGCUGCAGAACCGUGCACAGACAGCCCACUAUGUCAAAGACCCCACUGCAGGAAACUCUGGGAGCAAAGCUAGCAAAUUGCCAUCCAAUGCAAACUGUUCAGAAGGAGAGAGUAUUGCCAUGGCUCUGUAUGACUAUGAAGCCAUUCACGAAGGAGACCUUGGCUUCAAGAAGGGAGACAGGCUCAAAAUCUUAGAGGAAUCGGGAGAGUGGUGGAGAGCCAUGUUAAUCAGUACAGGUCAGGAAGGUUAUAUCCCCAGUAAUUAUGUGGCCAAAGAUACUCUGGAGGCAGAAGAGUGGUUCUUUAAGGGCGUGAGCAGGAAAGAUGCUGAGAGGCAGCUGCUGGCCCCUGGGAACAAAAUAGGAUCCUUUAUGAUCCGAGACAGCGAGACCACCAAGGGCAGCUACUCAUUGUCUGUCAGGGACAGCGAUGUGCAGGCUGGUGACACGGUUAAACAUUAUAAGAUCCGUACUCUGGACAACGGAGGAUUCUACAUCUCUCCCCGCAACACCUUCACCACCCUGCAGGAGCUGGUCAGCCAUUACAAGAAGCAGGGAGAUGGCCUCUGCCAAACUCUGACCAAUCCAUGCUUGAGCCCCAAACCCGAGAAGCCAUGGGAGAAAGAUGCCUGGGAGAUCCCAAGAUCAUCACUAAAACUGGAUAAGAGGCUUGGUGCUGGCCAGUUUGGAGAAGUCUGGAUGGCUACAUACAAUAAGCACACAAAAGUAGCAGUGAAGACCAUGAAGCCUGGCAGCAUGUCAGUUGAGGCCUUCAUGGCUGAGGCCAACCUGAUGAAGACUCUACAGCAUGACAAACUGGUCCGACUCAAUGCUGUGGUCACCAAGGAGGAGCCUAUCUAUAUAAUCACUGAGUACAUGGAGAAAGGUAGUUUAUUAGACUUCAUAAAAAGUGAUGAGGGCAACCGUGUGCAGCUCCCCAAGCUCAUUGACUUCUCUGCACAGAUUGCGGAGGGCAUGGCUUACAUUGAGCAGAGGAACUACAUCCACAGAGACCUGAGAGCUGCCAACAUCCUGGUCAACAAGGCUUUAGUGUGCAAAAUUGCUGACUUUGGACUUGCUCGUAUCAUUGAAGACAAUGAGUAUACAGCCAGGGAAGGAGCCAAAUUCCCCAUCAAAUGGACAGCCCCUGAGGCUAUAAACUAUGGCUCUUUUACCAUCAAAUCUGAUGUCUGGUCCUUUGGCAUCUUGCUGACUGAGAUUAUCAGCUACGGACGCACACCAUACCCAGGAAUGACCAACCCAGAAGUGAUCCGUUCCCUGGAGAAGGGCUACCGAAUGCAACGCCUGGAGAGCUGUCCAGCUGAACUCUAUGAAAUCAUGCUGGAGUGCUGGAAGAACAAGCCGGAGACCCGUCCCACCUUUGAUUACCUGCAGAGUGUCCUAGAGGAUUUCUACACUGCCACAGAGAGCCAGUAUCAGCAGCAGCCAUGAGACUUUUUCAAUACAUGACUUUACAUUCAUACUUAACUGCAAGUCUACUUUCUACAUGCAGCAGUGCAGUCACCCACACACACACUCUCUCUUUACCAUUUUCUCUCUGUCACUCUUUCUCAUUCUCAUUCACACACAUAAUAUGUGGUUACAAGGGACUGUACAAAAAUUGAUGUGGAGGUUUGAAACAAUAACAUAACCACAACGGAGAAAUUAAGAAAAGUAACAUAUUAUAACAAAAUAUACAGCAUAUAUUACUAUCACUAUUAUUAAUAUUAUGACAACAUAAUCCUACCUCAUACUAAGGUUAAGGGUACAGCAAAACAGAUAAUGUCUGACAAUGUUCUAAAGGCCUGUUUAUACAGUAGGCUAAUAUGACUACAGCUGCUACAGCUGUACUGGAUAUUUAUCUUCACAAAACUGACCAUAAUUACAUCUUUCUGCACACCAGCAGCAGUCUUGCAAAUCGCUGGACAUAUACAGUAUGUGAUAUGUGCAGACAGAUACAUGUAUUAGUUAUAUUUGCAUUCGUUAACAUGGUAAGUGACACACAAAAGAAUGCAUCACAUAAUUUAUUUCUACUUUUAGCAUAGUAAUUUUUUUACUACAAAUUGCACAUAUUUGGAUCACUGUAUUGCAAGACAAAGCUGCACAUCAUUAUGCACAGAAAACAUAAGAGACCUGAGAUUUAAUAUGUCUCUAUAUAGUGACAAUUGGUGGUAAUGAGUCAGUACCAUCACAGAGCCUUGCAGGUGAGGGGUGGGUUGCAAAGCUGUACCCAUGCAGGACAACACAUAUAAGUCAAAAUAGCAAGUGAAAUAAGAAAAAACAGGCAAUCUAACUUUUUCCUACCCGAAAAGAUAAAUAGCCUUCCCAGAUUUCUGCCUUCAAUCCUCAUAAUUUUUGCACAGUCCCUAACAAAACAUUCAGAUACCUUAAAAUAUGUCCUACAUGUUCACCUCUGAUAUUACUGUGUUUAUAGCGACAGUUCAGAAAACAAAUGUGUUAUUGUUCACUCUCCUCCUUCUAAAUGCAGGGGUUUUCACUCUGUAAGGGGAAAUGUGGACUUUGCACGCUGGAAGAUAAAUGGCUGAUCCGCUGUUUAUAUUACAUUUAUAUUUUCCAUCAUACUGUGGAUUCUUUCAACAUUACUCCAUCAUUGUGCCUUUUGCAAUGGUUCUUUUUUCAGUCAUUUUUGAUGUAUUCCAUAUUCUCUGUAUUUAUAAAGCAAUGUACACAGAUAAAUACAAUCAGUUGAGAGUAAACUCUUUAUAAUGUGAAGCUAUAUUAACUAGUAAUGCUUGUUGAUAAUUCUGGCCCAGUUAAUUUUUCCAUUUCUGGUCUGGUCUGGUACGGAAGUAAAUGAACGCAGUGGAUAGAGAUUUUCUUAUCUUUUGGAUUUCUUUUUACUGUUUAAAAAAAUAAUUUAUUUGUGCAAAUAAUAAUGCUCUGAAAAUCAGUGUAUCUUUAACAGAGUGAUGAAAUGAAGUUUUUCUGUCAUUUUUUUAAAUGAAGAACCCGUGACUACUAUUUUUCCACACUGUUUGAUAAUGUGUUUUGGAAUUGUUGGAAGUAGUAAUGUGGACCGAAAUACCAAAAUUUUAAUUGAAGUAUUUUUAAAUGUUUAAGAUUUCAUCAUUUCAUUUUCAUUUGAUCACUUCAGGAUUUGGUAUCAUGUAGAGUUAACUAAGUGUGAUCUGAGACACUGAAGUUUAUGGAACUCUUCUAUCGAGAUGUAUGAUGUUGCAAAACUGAAUCUACACUGAGCAAUGUCGAUAUAGGGUUAAAAAUAUCUUUUUCUUUAUCAAUAUAAAAGCUGUUGCAUAUUUAGUUUGAUGCUUAAAUGCAGCUGUGGUGAAUAUUUUUAAAUAAAAUGUUUUUGAAACAAUU
This is a messenger RNA of Scatophagus argus, 3673 nucleotides long. It is a transcript of the gene hck, whose product is annotated as HCK proto-oncogene, Src family tyrosine kinase. Gene Ontology annotation, biological process: protein phosphorylation; cell surface receptor protein tyrosine kinase signaling pathway; cell differentiation. The coding region runs from base 272 to 1783 and encodes 503 amino acids. The record is from RefSeq and is a predicted model, not a curated record. Lineage: Eukaryota; Metazoa; Chordata; Actinopteri; Scatophagidae. Gene Ontology annotation, molecular function: non-membrane spanning protein tyrosine kinase activity; ATP binding; signaling receptor binding. Gene Ontology annotation, cellular component: extrinsic component of cytoplasmic side of plasma membrane. The transcript has 13 exons.